GGGCCGCUAAUGCGCAGGCGUACGCGCCUCCAGGCGCACGCGCAGUUCCUGCCCCAGGAACCCGGCAGCCACGGUGUGGGGCGCGCAGGCUACGCCGCCCGCUGCCGCUGUCACUAUGGCCCAUUACAAAGCCGCCGACUCGAAGCGGGAGCAGUUCCGGAGGUACCUAGAGAAGUCGGGAGUGCUGGACACGCUCACCAAAGUAUUGGUCGCCUUGUAUGAAGAACCAGAAAAACCCAAUAGUGCAUUGGAUUUUCUAAAGCAUCACUUAGGAGCUGCGACUCCAGAAAAUCCAGAAAUAGAGUUGCUUCGCUUAGAAUUGGCCGAGGUGAAAGAAAAAUAUGAAGCUGUAGUAGAAGAAAACAAAAAACUGAAAGCAAAGCUUGCUCAGUAUGAACCACUUCAGGAGGAGAAGCGUGCUGAAUAGGAUUCUUCUCAGUUGAACAGGCACUGAAAACUGGCUUUGUACGAUUUACAUAGUUUGUAUAGUAUAUAAUCAGUCUUUUAUGGACAGAUACUAUAGAACUCUUCUAAUAUGUUAAAUUCACUUAUCACAUUUAAUUGUUAUAAAAACACUUAGAAUCACUAAUAAAUAAACUUAAUAUAAUUUUCUUUGGCUCAUAAAGCAGGAAAAUCAAAAGUAAAUCCUGAGGAAUUCUGCACACAGCUAUCUAAAUUGUUUUUCAUUACCUUAAAAUGGAGUUAUCUGUUGUUUUCUUAGAUUAAAAAUGACUGUACUGUUGUUACAUUUUAACCAAGCAAAACUGAGCAUGGAGCUGCCUUGAGUUGUUUGCAGGAUGGAAGGCCAGAGAGGACCAUGCUUUGUAAAGCUAACAACACUGGGAGGCUCCCUUGUGAGCUUGGCCUGUAGCUGAGGAGUCCUGCCCCACUUUCCCUGGAGCCCCUGUCGAGAUGCCGUGCCUUGGACGCCAUCUCGGCUUUUGCUGGUUCACUGGCCCUCGAUCCUCCAGUUCGGUGUUGUGAUUGUGCUCUGGCUGCUGGCUCGUGUGCUGCUUGGUAGUGGGCUCCCCUGUGUUCCUCCUGCACCUUGGCCUUUGAAUAUUUGUUCUGCAACUUGAGAUACGGUAGCACUUCCUGAGCCAAAGUUCAUGGAACUUUAAACAGAGCCAGACCUGCUGCUACUAAUGCACAGUGUAGCCUUGGGCAAGUUACUUCCUCCCAUAAGGCCUCAGUUUCCUCUUCUGUAAACUGAGGGGCUUGCUCUCUGUGGUCUCCAAGGUCCCUUCUAGUUCUGAUGGUCUGUAAUUCUUGUGCCCGUUUCUUCCCCCUGAUACUUGCUUAUUUAUGUGCAGCACUGAUCAAAGACUGUCCUGAAAGGAGACAGUCCUCGACCUUUGGUACCUGUAGCUUAUGGUCAUUGAAGAGUGUAUUUCACCCCUAAAAUAUUUACCCUCUUGGUCUUUCAUCUCAUCCUUAUUAUCCCUAUGAAGUAGGCAGGGCAGGAGUGAGGUAGGGAAGGCUUUUUUACCUUCCCCCCAGGCCUCUCUUCAGUUACCCCAUGUUCUUGAUCCUUCCUCCGAGCCCAUUUGUCCUUGUGUGGCCUCAUUUGGGGGUCACUUCACCUCUGGGGCCUCAGUUUCUUAUGUAUAAAAUGAAGGGGCUGGACUCUAAAUAGCCUUGCUUAUACUGUACUUUCAAAUUGUGUCCUUGUAGAUGGUACAGUGUCUCCUAAUAACCACUGGGAGUCUCAAAAGGGUCUCCUCGAUUAAGUUGAGUGGUUUGGUUAGUAAUAACACAUUAUAGCCUCUGCUGAAAGCUAUUCCAACUUGAUGGUACUAAAUCUAGUUAAUCCGAUGUGCCUUGCUGGUCCCACUCUUUACAUCUGUGGAGGUGGUUUAAAUGCAAUACUGUUAUUUCAGCUAUUUUUAAAAUUAAGCGCCUACUAAAGAUAAGGUGCUGUGGAAUAUACAAAAAUGAAUUCAAUCCAGUAGGAGAGAAGCUACCACUAACUACACUACCAGACCUAUAUAAAGUGCCACAAGAGAGGGAAAUGAGGUAUUCAAUUCAAUUGAAGGGAGACAUCACUUUCACCUUUGCGGGGAAAGUGGGGUGAGCUUGGGGCAAGCAACAAAUGAUUUCACUUGGAUUUACCUAGUUUAAGUAAAUGGCAUGACACUUCUCCAUGGAUGGGUUUGGACAGGAACUAACCAUUUCCUUUCUGGAUGGCGUUAGCACAAUGGCAGGUGUAGGGCAAAGUUUGAUGAAUCCACAGUUCAAGGAUCAGUGGUUUUCCUCAGUAUGGAUGCCCCCUCCACCAACACAGAUUUCUGCUCUUCUCUAAUGCUAGUUAGGUAGCCUUCGAGAGUUUCUGUGGCUGAAAAAUCCAAUAUUGUGUGGCCUUGAUCUUGAAAUUUAGCUGGAUUGGUCUUGAGAUUACAGUCUGUCACUGGGUUCCUAUUCAAGGACCCAGGGUCACCAUCAGCAUUUCCUCUACAUUUGUUAUAUGAUGUGGUAAAAUGUGGGUUGGAUGGGUGAUCAUGUGGCUAAUUAAAGCUGGUUGAACUUUA
Molecule: messenger RNA, 2528 nt
Organism: Dromiciops gliroides (monito del monte)
Lineage: Eukaryota; Metazoa; Chordata; Mammalia; Microbiotheria; Microbiotheriidae
Gene: MYCBP
Product: MYC binding protein
Exons: 5
Coding region: 116-427 (103 amino acids)
Biological process (GO): regulation of DNA-templated transcription
Cellular component (GO): nucleus
Molecular function (GO): transcription coactivator activity
Source: RefSeq, a predicted model, not a curated record